AUGCACCCCAUGUUCCAGGCCCUUUCUAGGCAUUGCAGCGAAGACUCAAUGCUCAGGGAUGCCACCCUAGCUUUGUCUUCGUGCAACUUCAGCCGCCUCCAUCCAGACAUCAAAGACACGACGAACCGCUACAUGGGCUACUUUAGUCCAGCUCUUGUUCAUCAGACUAGGAGCCAGCUUUACUACUCCCAAGCGAUUCGCAAGUUCACUGCCUUAAGUGAAUACGAGUGUCAGAACACCCCCAUAGUGAUCUUGACAGUCUUGACGAUCUUCGCAUACAUCGAGUCCUCGAUGGGGAACUUUCACGGUUUCAAUUGCCAUGACCAAGGGAUGUCCAGCUUGCUUUUGAACCUCAACGUCAGCUUGAAAGAUCCGACCUUGGAGGCUCUGCUAGCAGCAUGGCUGCAAAUCAGAAUCGUGGUUUGGUGGGGCCGCGCCUACUUUUGCUCGUUGCAGGUGCUGCAGCAUCUCCCGUCUGCUCUUUUGCCAGAGUUACUCCAAGACGGCUCUGCCUCCCCCCACAGGCGAAGGGUAACUGUCUUGGGUAUCAUGUGCGAGUCACACCGUCUGAAUUUUCAAAGGGUGCUGAAACAUUGGGAGCCCACGAAUACAGAAGUUUCAGAACACCAAGAGCAUUUGGGAGAAGUUGAAGAUUACACGCAAACCAUUUCGAAACUUGCUAUGCAAAGCAGCGAACUGGACAUAUGGGUUUCAGAGCUCCCUCCCUCUGACCUGCCAAUAGAGAAUCACGGUCACUUGGAAGGUUCCGAAAUGAAUCUCCAAGAAAACUCAAUCCACUUUCAGUCGCACGAAGCAGCGCUGAACUAUGCAUACUACGUGGUGGGACGGAUCAUGCAGUGUACGGGACUGCUGGAAGCUCUACGAAUGAAUGAAUCACCCCCUUCUGCACACGAAUUCACCGAAGAGGAAGAAUGGACACUUCUACUACUUCGAAUUGUCAAAGGAACCGAUAUGCAAAAGUCACUUACAAUGAACAACUAUACCAUCGGAUUCUCGGGUCUCUUGUUGACUGCUCUUCUCCGAUGUCGAAGCCAUUCUCUGGGUCUCGAGAUUCAAAAUUGGUUACAGGGUCUUGCGAAUUUGCAAUCAACAGAAGAGGGCGCUUUUCCUCUAUACCAAACCCUGGGUGUUGCCAAGGCCAUCAACAGGCAAAAGGAAAUUUACCGUGACGUUUUGGGCGCAACGCAGCCUGUCGACGAUGAUGGGGGCACGCCCAAAUUUAAUGCCUACAACAGUCAGCCGAUCUCCACCUUGUUAUUCCACGGGAUCUGCAAAUACUCGGGAGCUCUCUUCAGUGAAUGUGUUUCCAUUGAUAUAUAA
Messenger RNA from Penicillium argentinense, 1341 nucleotides. RefSeq lists its product as uncharacterized. The transcript has a single exon. The coding region runs from base 1 to 1341 and encodes 446 amino acids. NCBI's taxonomy places the organism in Eukaryota, Fungi, Ascomycota, Eurotiomycetes, Eurotiales, Aspergillaceae. The record is from RefSeq and is a predicted model, not a curated record.